Molecule: messenger RNA, 165 nt
Organism: Echinococcus granulosus
Lineage: Eukaryota; Metazoa; Platyhelminthes; Cestoda; Cyclophyllidea; Taeniidae
Exons: 2
Coding region: 1-165 (54 amino acids)
Source: RefSeq, a predicted model, not a curated record
AUGGAGCCUUCUCUCACCUGUAAAGUUACCGUCUUCGCUUAUGCCUGCAUUCUGAUCUCUCCUCAAUCCACUUCCUUCGAUGUACGAAAGAAACCCCAACAAAAGUAUUGCAAGUUCGGGAGUGUUGCUAUUGGCUCUUCAAAUCUCUCGCCUCAUCAUCAUUAG